Striga hermonthica is the source of this 837-nucleotide messenger RNA. The record is from the annotation of a GenBank genome assembly. NCBI's taxonomy places the organism in Eukaryota, Viridiplantae, Streptophyta, Magnoliopsida, Lamiales, Orobanchaceae.
AUGAUGAACAUUUUGCAUUCAUCUUCACCUUUCAUCCCACCUAAUCAGUCGGCCCCACUACUACAACCAUUGGUGAAGUCGCCACCUCUUCAUACCUUUGUUUGCCGUUCCAAGUCUCAGCUUUCCAUUUACAACUCAAUUAAAUUCCCACAUACUUCAUCAAAAUCCUCAAGAUCACUUAAAUUUUCUAUUCACUCUACAGUUCCUUCUAGUUAUCCUGUAACAGAUUUUGUAGUCCAUUUCGAAGAUUUUGUGGAGAAAGAUUGGUCAUUUCUUGAUGCCGACGAAACAAAAGCCGAUCAGGAGCAUAUGAAGAAGAUUGACCGAAUCAUAUCUGCCGGAAAAAUCGAGGAGACCUCAAGGGUUCUGGUUUCAGUUGGUUCUGAAGCUUUUGUGGAUAGAGUGGUUUGCUCAUCACCUUGUGAACAGUUGUUUGUCAUUCACGACUCUCUUUUAACUUUGGCUUGCAUUAAGGAAAAGUACGAUGAGGUCAAAUGUUGGCAAGGAGAGUUGGUAAAUCCACCUUUGAAAUGGACGAACUUUGAUGUCGUGUUUCUCUAUUUUCUCCCAGCUUUGCCCUUUGAGCUUGAUCAGGUUCUUGCAGCUCUAGCUGGCCGUUGUUUGCCAGGCGCAAGAGUUGUGAUAAGUCACCAGCAGGGAAGGCAAGUGGCAGAAGAUCAACUAAAGCAAUACCCAGACAUAGUGGUUUCGAGUCUGCCAGAGAAAAUGAGUUUACACAAUGCUGCAGAUAAGCUUUCAUUUGAAGUGGUUGAGUUUAUCGACGAACCGGGCUUUUACCUUGCUGUUUUAAGAUUUAAUGUGGCUUUGGAUAAAUAG